Pieris rapae (cabbage white) is the source of this 4235-nucleotide messenger RNA. It is a transcript of the gene Lis-1, whose product is annotated as proteasomal ATPase-associated factor 1. The record is from RefSeq and is a predicted model, not a curated record. Gene Ontology annotation, molecular function: protein binding. Bases 150 to 1331 code for a protein of 393 amino acids. Lineage: Eukaryota; Metazoa; Arthropoda; Insecta; Lepidoptera; Pieridae. The transcript has 6 exons.
UGAUACCCAACACUAUGAGCUAAGAAUGACAAUAACAUUUUUUGAAAUAUUUUUUGUGUUAUGUUUUCUUUUUCAUUAACGCAGUACAAACUACAAAACAUAAGUUUAAGUAUAUUAGUGUAAACUUGUUAACAUUAUAUACCAUAAAAAUGCCCGGCUUGCCGGUUAUUAGUAUUCAGUGUGAUUGGAACGACGCUUUAAGAUUACCACAAAGUAAGGUGUGGAUAUCAAUGAAGUAUCUCAACAUGAACAGUGUUCAUGAUAAAAUUACAACAUCUCUCAAUAAGCCAGAUGUAAAAAUCAAAUUACAUGUACCGGAAACCUUUCAAUUGAUUUCAUAUUCUAAUCUUAGUCUUGUAUUAAGACAUGUUGAAUCUGACUUAAAAGUUGCAUUUGUAGCUCCAACGAAAGUCCAUGAUUUGCACCAAAAAGCUAUACUUUCUGUGUGUGCUGCUGAAAAUUCUCUGACUGUAUCAUCUUGUGAGGGUGACCAGCUUUUAGUGUGGGAUAGCAGAACUAGUGAAACAUUAUUGGAUUUGAAAGGGCAUGGUGGCCCUAUUUACAAGUGUCGGUUUUUUCCAUCUGGAGUGGUGUUAAUAUCUGCUGGAGCUGAUGGAUCAUGUAAAAUUUGGUCAGCACAAUCGGGAAUUAACCCUGUUACUCUAAAAGGACAUGUCAUGUCUGUUGCAGACGUUUGUAUAAUUGAUAAAGGAAGAAAUGUUAUUUCUGUUAGCAAAGAUGGUACAGCAAAGUUAUGGGAUGUUGGUGAAUCAAAAUGUUUGGAAGAUGUAAUUAAAGAUAGAGGCCCUAUUAAUUGCUGUGCAUUGACAGUAACUCAAGAUGAAGUUACUGUUGACAAUGAUAGAGAGAUUGGAACAGCAAAUAAGCUGUUAGUUAUUGGAUGUGAAUCAGGUGAAAUAGUAUGUGCUCACAUAGCAAAGAGAGAAGUAAUAUUUCAUAAACAGUUAGGAUCACCAUGCAACACCUGCAUUAUUAUUGAACAAACCAUAAUUGUGGGAUGUGCAAAUGGAAAAAUUAUACAUUUAAAAGUGGCAGAUGGUGAAAUAAUAAAAGAAAUACAUGAGUCUGCUAGCCCAAUUCUUUGUAUGGGUGUUCUCAUGAAUGGCCUGUAUGUGGUUGGUAGACAGGACGGGAAUUGUGCUGUGCUCUCAGUGCAAGAUGACUUUCACUCUGUGAGAGUGCAGUUAACAGGCUCCGACUGUGAUGGCAUAAGAGAUUUAUCAUUCAAUAGUAAAUGGAUUUUUGUAGGUUGUCGUGAUACAAAUGUGAGAAAAUAUGAUUUUAACCAAAUAAGUGUACAUUUUAAGUAACAAGUGAAAGGCAUUGCGCAGAGAAUAUUUUUAUUAUAAUUGAUGUAUUACUUGCGAUUUAAUAAAAAACACGAGUCCCUACAUAUACAAGAUUUUAGUUGUAAUGGCUUGAUCUGAAAAGGUAAUAAAUUGAGGUUAUUUACUAAGAAAUUGAAAGUAAAUUUAAAUUGUAUGCCAAACCCAACUAAUUUUGAGAAAUAUACGCCUUUUUUCGCAAGUAUCGUUUUUGGAAAUAAAAAUAAAUAAUGCAUAAUAAUGAAAGUUUGAUGAUUAAAAUAAUGUGACUUCAACCAGCAAAAAAAAAUGAAAAGGUUGGUUGAUUACUUGUUAUCUUAUAACGCACCUUAGGAUUGUUCUCUUUGAAAUAAUGUUUGUAAUGGUUUAUACCAAUACAAAGCCUUUUGUAUAAAUGGUGCCAUACUUUCCUAUCGGAAUCAACGCUAUUCUUUAAUUGUAACCACUCUUUUAAAUAAUCAUCUUUAUCUUUUCGUGUUUUUAUACUAUUUGCUUCUGCAAAAAAAAAUUUGUUAUUGUAAUUCAGGAGAUAUGAAAUGCUAGCCGUUCAACAUAGAUCGAUUAAUACCAUUUUGUCGUAAUUUUGCAGUUACGAUGUUUGUUACACAAAUUAUCCAAUUUAACCAUUUUUCCAUAUUUAUAACAACAUUGUAAAGUCCCUUGCACAUAAUACGUACCUCGUGUUGUCGUAUUGGUUUGUAUUCUGGAAAUAUUAUUUUAGUUUUAUUCGGUAAACAUUUAUACAAUGAGAAGUAAUUAUUGAUAUUAACCGGUAUACUGGUCGGACGAGAAAUUUAUUUCAAUGGAAAGCCCAGUUAUCUUUCGUUUAAAAAGUAGGCUCUACCGAGAAGACCUUUAAUUAAUGACAAUGAAACCUAUAAUAAUUAAAUAUCCAAAGAUGACCAAUCGAAGAUUUAACGUAUAUCAUUAGGUUAACUUGGGUUUUAUGUUCGAAUUGUAAGUUAUUGGAGAACUGAGUUACUUAUGUCAAAUGUGCUUUGAUUGAAAAUCCUCUAAAAUCUAUAAAGUUAGAUUACAUUCUAUUUCUUCAUAUUAAAAAUACAUACUUGGAUUUAACUUUAUUUUCUCUGAAUCUGUUUGUAUUUGUUUUUCUUUGGUGAGACCUUUUGCUGAUGAAUCUUCAAUUUCUGAAGCAAUGUUAAUACACGACAAAACUUUGACUGUUAAUUUUCGAUUAUUCUGUGAUUUGUCGACAUCAUUUAUGAGUAUUAAUUUACUAUCUCCAUUAUCACCCUUUUCGUGUGACCUUUUUAUGUUUAAGCAAACAGAAUCACUUCCUUGUGUAGUAUGAUAUGAAUCUUCAUCUUUCGGUUCUAUAGCUGUAUAUGCAUCACAUAUAUUUCGCAAAAAGGUCUUUUGUAAAUCAUCACUGUCUUUGAAAAUUUCCUCACUUAAAUUAGAAAGCUUUGUCACAAAUUGUUUUUCAACAUUUUGUUCCUUCUCUUUUAAAGUAAUAGGAGAGGGAAUUGAUUUCUCAUCUGCUUCAUUAAUGAAACCUAAUGAUAUUACGGACUUGCUAACGGUAGCAGAAAGUUUUGUUGUUAGAGGAAAAAAGUUUUCAGGCCAUGUUUCGUCAACAUUAUCUAAAUAGAUAUAAUACAAUUUAACAAUGCAAUACAUAUUCUUAAAAGAACAUUUAAAUGUUGAUAAUAUAAAUAAGUGUUUUGACUCACAUAGAAGGUGUGUAUUUGGAGGGGAAAAAUUAAUAUGUUUAAAGUAGUUUCUUUGAGAGCUCGAUGAAAGUUUUUUGUGCAUAAAGGUGGUCUCAUUUUUAUUGUACCUAUAAUACAUAAUAAAUGCAAUUUAAAAUGUAAAAAUUUAAUUUAUUUGUCUUUGUAACCUACAAUAAAGUUUAUAAACUUCUUACAUGGAAUCACCGUCUAUUGGCCGUUGUUCGUUUCCUGAAAUUUAAGUGAUAUCUAUCAAUUACUAAAGAAUAUAUAAUAAAUUUUAAAAGCAUGGUCAGGUAGAAGUCCUAUCGAUUCAAUUGCACUAUACAUAUAAUUACCGAUAUUUGUAUCAGAAAAUUUUACUUUUUUUAAACUAUCGUCGGGCCAUUCAUCUGAAUGUUUUAGCUCUAAUUGAAUAUUUUCUGUGCUGACAUUUGUAUCUAACCCGUAUUCGACAGGUGGUAUUGUUUCAGUUACUAUGAGCUUAUUCAAAACGUCGUCCUCUUGUAUUUGCUCUGUAUGGGUGUUAUCGGGACUUUCUAUUAUUUGUACAUUUUCUCUAUUAGUAACGCUUUCUUCGUUUUCACUAUUAUUACUUUCUUUUAUGAUAUUAUUAUCUGCACUGUGAGUGCUUGUAUCUUUGGGCACAUCGUAGUAAGUUUGGUUGUCAAAAUCAUUUUUUUCGUCUGUAUUUGUUGUUGUUGCUCUGUUGUCUAAUUUGCUAGGGUUGCUUUCUGGUGUAUCUGUUAACUUAUCAACAACUAUUAUUUCAGUAUCAUUAGAUAUAAACUCAUUCACAGCUUGAUCUAAAAUAACCAUUUUAGGCAAACCAGCCAUGUCUUUGGUAUUUAUAACAUCAUUUGCAUUUAUUUCCUCUUUAUUGAUGGCUAUGACUUCUGAUACUGUGUUAUCAAGAAGAUUAUUAACAAAACCAUUUAUUUGACUGUCAUAUCCACAAACGCUGUCAAUUAUAUCCAAUAGAAUAACAUCUAUAAUUUUGUAUUCAUUUGUAUUUAAAGCUAUGUUGUCUAUAUUUAUGUCAUCGUAACUUAGUUUGUUUAAAGUAACUUUGUUUAAUGAUAAAAUUGAUGAAUUGAAACUACUGGUUUCCGAUGGAUAAUUCUCUUCUAGGUACGAUAUGCUUUCAGAUUUGCAAUAAUCCUGAAAAUAACAUGAAUAAUUACAUAUUAUAAACAUU